Messenger RNA from Staurois parvus, 425 nucleotides. The record is from the annotation of a GenBank genome assembly. NCBI's taxonomy places the organism in Eukaryota, Metazoa, Chordata, Amphibia, Anura, Ranidae.
AUUCACUAUAUCUGGUCUCCCACACUACACAGAACAUGGAAGUGCAAUUAUUUUAGUAAAACAAACUGCUAAAUAGCUUUUCUCAUCAGCAGAGUCGUCUUAGCACUGGUUAAAGCUUGUAGAGGGGUUUUCUUCCUGCUCUAGGAGGCUGCAGGACCCCUGACCUCUGUUUGGACAGUGCUGAUAGGCCCUUUGCUGAUCACAUGCACUCUCUACCAAUACACAAAAAACUGAGCAUGUGCAGAGUAUCUGCACACGAUAUGUCUUAUCAGGAGAUAAGAGGGGGACACUGGAAGAAGGGGAUGAUCAGAGAAGUCAGGAUCAAGCAGCAUUUUUAUGUAAUGAAGAGGAUUAACCCCUUAGGUUCCACAGUCAGUAUAACAAGCAUGCUUUACUGCAUUUAUGGGUUUUGUAACAUUUUAAGG